Molecule: messenger RNA, 3354 nt
Organism: Pestalotiopsis fici W106-1
Lineage: Eukaryota; Fungi; Ascomycota; Sordariomycetes; Amphisphaeriales; Sporocadaceae
Exons: 2
Coding region: 1-3354 (1117 amino acids)
Biological process (GO): protein deubiquitination
Molecular function (GO): cysteine-type deubiquitinase activity
Source: RefSeq, a predicted model, not a curated record
AUGGCGGGUUCGAGUAGAAGGGGCAAGACCUUGGACCAGGUCAAAAUCAGCUAUCCUCACGUCCCCGACCAUGAUUUGCCAACGCCCGACAAGAAAUCAUGGUCGACACGCGUGAUGCCCAACGUCGAAACAAACGUUAUUCAACCCGGACUCUUCAACAGGGACGCUUUCAGGUCGAGCCAAAAGCUCUUGGCCCUCCCGCACAUACCAGAAAAUACCUGCUACCGCAAUUCUACCCUAGCCGCCAUCUUUAACCUGGCACCUUUUGUCAAUUUUGUGACGAUGAGAAGUGAGGGCGCGGGUAAUAUGACUGCUUUAAAGCCUGAUCCAAAGAAUUCCUCUCUAUUCUUCAGAUACCUUGCGGAUGUACACGAGCAGUUCCGCUACGGCACAGCAGCAAAUAGGGAAUCCCUUUUGCAAAAGAAUGUGGUCCGUUUCUGGAAUUACAUACUCAAACACCGUGGUCCUUUCAAUGUCCAUGGGCUCGAGACAAAUAGGACAUGGUCUUUCAUCGUUGAGAAAAGAGGAGAUUACGAGGCAGAGGAUCCAAACGAGUUUUAUACUUACCUGAUUGAACGAAUUGGAUUCUUUGAACUGAAGGGCGCCAACGACGAGGCUGCGCAAACAUUUUUCAGAGCAUUUCAAUACGAGUUUGUCACCAGGGUGGCAUUCGACUGUUGCGCGAAAGCCAAGGGAAAAAAGAUCAGAGUCCAAGACCACGACCACGCGUUUGCCCCGGUCAUCGAUGUCGGCGUCGCUAGAACUGUGGCCAAAGACUUCCAAGAGGCACUCAGCCGAAAGUUCUACAACGAUAAUCCUCGGGCGCGCACUUGUCCUUACUGCAGCAAGGAAAAGACUUAUCCCACGUUUUACAAAUUUUCCUACAUGCCCGAAGUGCUGCCCAUUGGCUUGGACUACAACCAAGAGUGGGAUCCUAAACAAAACUCCAUGACAGUCGACAUGAAGACCCGUCCUAAUCUGCCCCAGUUGAUCGACUUGACGGACCUGCGCGAUGAUGAUUCGUUGCCCGAACAUGAGGAUACCAAAGACGGGGAUCAGUGCGUCUACAGGCUCGAGUCCUUUGUUGCGGCGCCCUUCGACCUCAGGAGUGGCGGUGUCUCGCACUAUGUCGCAUACUUGCGCCGCGACGAGGACACGUGGGAUUUCAUCAACGACCUUGGCGGCGUCCAGAGGACCACAAAGGAAGCAGUGUGGAAAACAAGCGGCUUUCGCCCAAGACUUGCCUUUUACGUUCGAGACCGGACCGGGACCAAGCCGGGUCAAUUGAUGACCCCGAGUCCAACUCCAGCCCCUCCAGACGAUCUCAAGCGAGGGCGUCCCACAAGCCCAACUCCAGAUCCCGAAGACAAGAGGAAAGGGAAGGGUAAAAAGGGCAAGACACAAAAGACUGAGAAACCAACUCCAGAGAAAAAAAAGACCAAGACAAAGGGUUUCCCUGACGAUCCAUUUUCUAAUGCAAACACAAAGAACGAAACGGGAAAAACUCCCGAUCCGGUGCCAGCAAAUACAACCACCAGCACGGGUGGAGGCCUUUUUGGCGGUAUUAGCCCUUUCACUGGUAUUAGCCCUUUCACUGGUAUUAGCCCUUUCACCGGUGGUACGUUGCAUCAGCCGAAUACAAGUUCAGGCACGCAAGGGGGCGACAGUAAAGGUUUUGGAGGUUCAUUCGCAAACCAAAAUGGAGUUACAACCCACGGUGCUGGCUACAAUGGCUCUGCAGACUAUGGUAUCUAUUCGAGUUUCUUUGAAGAGGAUACGGAGGACAUUUCUCAAAUCACAGGGACGGGCUAUGAUUUCUACCGGGGAUCAAAGCCUACUGAUGAAACCGAAUUCAAGAAGGAGCUCACUCCCUUUUCUUUGGGGCCAACCAAGAUACUUGAUCCUAAGAAGCUAGAGGAGCAGACGCCGCCACCACCACCGCCGCCGCCGCCGCCAAACCAGGAGACAGAAACCCAGAAAGGGAAGACUGAAUGGGAUUUGUACAAAGCAUUCCUGGACGGAAAUGAGCAGGAGGAAGUAAAGCGCCAAAAGAGCCAGGACGGGAACACAAAGCAAGAAGAGAAGAAGCAGGCAAAGCCUAGAAAGAGGAUGGGGCUUCGAGGUGGCGCCGGCAGUCUCAAAAAGAGCAAGAAGGACAAGAAGGAUAAGAAGAAGAAGAAGGAGAAGGGGGUGAAACUCGAGGACGGCAUGACCGAGGAGGAGAGCAAAAUGUACCAGGAGGCCCUCGAGAGCGCCAGGAUAACCCUACAACACAUCAAGGACAAGAACGAGUGGCGUAAGGAAGUGGAACGGCUCAAGGAGGCGUACGGCGAGACCAAGGGCGGCAAACUGAAGUUCCUGAUUCAGAGGCCCGGGCCGGUCCCUACAGAGACGCCGCCGCCGCCGGCCACCUGGGCCUCCGUACCCGGGAUUCGCGUCCCGUGUUCGAUUGACACGGACGAGAACGACCCCCGCAUUGCAAAGAGUGCCAAGUGGAAGCUCAAGAAGUUCCAAAAGGUAUUUGAUGAAGAAGGACUCAACCCGCCCGCCGGCAGGAGCCAGGACCCCGAGAUCUGGCGUGUCUACUGGCUGCGACACUUUGUCCAAAAGAACCGCGACUAUACCAUGUACAGCAUGUCCAAGCUGCAGCAUACCGCCAAUGUGCUGGGCCUUGACGUCAAGGGCAAGGGGGCCCGCAAGGCGCCCGUCAAGAACGACUUUGUCAAUGUCUUUAAGCGCGAGGACCUAAGACGACUGUUGGAGUACAAGUUGCACAACGGCCCGGCCCCGGUGGAGCUGGCCGGUCCUGCUAGUGAUGAUGAGCCAAUCGACACGGAGUCCGAGGAGGAGGAGGAGGAGGAGGAAGAAGAGGAAGAGGAAGAGGAGGAAAAAGAAAAAAUCAAGGGUACCACUCCUAUUACAGCUCGCGCCGCUCACGCGUCCGGUCGCUCGAGACGCCAGUCUAGAGACUCUCGGACGCCUACACGGAAGCGAAGGGGUAGAUCGCCCAUUCCUCGCCCAAGAAAGAAAAGGAGCCCUCCCCCUCCCCCUUUGGUUGAAUCGUCUUCUUCUUCGUCCUCCUCAUCAUCAUCAUCUUCUUCUUCCUCGCCUUCACCAUCACCACGGCCUAUCGUCGAAGAGUCUUCAAGUUCGUCUUCUUCACCAUCGCCUGUCGAAGAAGAAGAGUCUUCAAGUUCGUCAUCGGCUGAAGAUGAAUCUUCGACGCCACCCGGGCCGCCUCAGCCGCAGUUGGUGGAUGGCGACAAGAUCAAGCACGCAAAUGUCAAAGAUAUCCCCGCCUUGAUGGAUACAACCGCCACAGAUGAAGACCUCGAGGGCUGGGUCAAGAAGUAG